Messenger RNA from Prorocentrum cordatum, 1209 nucleotides. Lineage: Eukaryota; Dinophyceae; Prorocentrales; Prorocentraceae. The record is from the annotation of a GenBank genome assembly.
AUGCCUCUUGAGUCAGGAAAGGUGCAGUCUUUGAUCGCUAAGGUUCCAGAAGGCAAGUGGCUGAAGUUGUCGAGCAGUGCCAUCGAAAAGUGGCUCCACUUCGUUGCGGACGCAAACGAGCCAAUCAGCCACGACGAGGUGUUUUAUGCCAGCGUCGCCCGAGUGAUGUCCGAACAGAUGGGCUCAGCAGCGCCGUCGGACUUCGCGGACCCACAGAUGCGCACUUUCAUCAUCGAAGGUAUCCGCGCAAACACCACGCCGUUCCAAGACGACCCUGAGGGAUCGGAGUGGAAAGAUGUGCGGCUCACCCCUGCGCACAUCACGGCUGCUCUUAAAGUGCAAGCUCGGGCAGCAGGGUCUCAGAGCAACGGCCCGGCUGGCAGCGUUGAGCGUGGCACCGGGACCUCGCCAGAGCACCUGGCGAAGGCGAUCGAGGCGCUUGCAAAGGCAACGCAAGAGCGAGACCAGCCCAAGAAGGAAUACUUGUCUUUCAACUUGAAACAGCGCCUGGACGAGCUCGGUCUCGGGAAUCUCCCAAAAGAUAUGAUGCCCUCGGAGGAGGCUAUGAUUCGGUUGGAGAAAGCCAGUAAGAUCGACGUGACCGUCGGCGAAGGCACCUUCGAGGAGAAGCUGCGCAGCGCGGUAGAGGCGAAGAAAACGAGGAGCUUGGAGGACAGGACCGCUUUUGUGGGAUUCGCUACGUUCUAUGGACAUAUCCUGGACUGGGGCGUGAAGAUGGUCCUCACGAAGGCCAUCACCUCCACGCAGUUGCUCGCGUACCAGAUCGUACCCACCCGGGUGGCAGAAGAAUGCGGCGGCUUCAGGGUGUGCACACACUACGAUCUCUUGCUCAGACAGAAGCUCGCCCGGGAGUUGGAAAGGGACGAGCGGUCGCAGAUAGAGACGCUCCUGUGCACUCUGGACCGCGACGUGCUGGCGGACGCGAAGAACAGCGCUGAAAAGCGCGUGAAAGAGACCGCGAAGGCGGCCACGAAGACGGGCCAGGCCUCUGGCCCCCAGCCGUCGCGGCCGGCACCCGCUUCCAGCAAGGGAGGCGGCAAGGGACCCUCCAAGGGAGGCAAGCUGCCCGCCCAGCACCCCAAGGGGCGCCAGGCCCACUCUCCUGUGCGUUCGCGCAGCCCCAAGGGGAACGGUGACUGGUAUGCCAAGAAAUGGGACAACACCAAGAAGGGCGACAAGAAGUGGUGA